AUGACUAACCAUGUGGAGGUCCCCAUGGUGGAUGGGCCUCACAUCAGCUUGGAAGAGUUCCCAAAACCUUGCCUGGAUAAAUACUGUGGGUGGCUGAUGCGAAACCUGCUGCUGACCCUCACCAUCGUUGGAGUGAUUUUGGGAUCUCUGUUUGGAAGUCUCCUGAGGUUGCUCCCACCUCUCGACAGCGACCUGAUCAUGCUGAUUUCUUUUCCCGGGGACAUCCUUAUGCGCAUGUUGAAAAUGCUGAUCUUGCCUCUUGUGAUAUCCAGUCUUAUUUCAGGUCUGGCCAGCCUCGAUGCCAAAUCCAGCGGGCGCAUGGGCACUCGCGCCAUGGUUUAUUACAUGUCCACCACUGUGCUGGCAGCCAUAUUGGGCGUCAUUCUGGUCUUGUCCAUUCACCCUGGCAACCCAAAACUCAAGAAAUCUCCCACGGUGGUGACCAGGAACGAGGAAGUCUCCAGUUUGGACGCUUUUCUGGACUUGAUCAGGAACCUGUUCCCAGAAAACCUGGUCCAAGCCUGUUUCCAGCAGAUCCAAACCGUCUCGACGAAGGUCCCUGUGCCCCCGGUUGUGGUCCGUAAGGAAAACGUGAGUCAGAUCGUCCACGCCAGCGGGUCGGUGCUCAACACCACCAUCACGGAGGUCAACGUGGGUCCCAGCACCGUGACCCAGAAGCAGCUGGAGUUCAAGGCUGGAAUGAACGUUUUGGGUUUGAUUGGCUUCUUCAUUGCCUUUGGCAUUUGCAUGGGGAAGAUGGGCGAGCAGGCCAAGCCCAUGGCCGACUUCUUCAACAUCCUCAACGAGAUCAUCAUGAAGCUGGUCUCAAUGAUCAUGUGGUACUCGCCGUUUGGCAUCGCUUCCCUCAUCUGCGGCAAGAUUGCCGGUAUCAAAGACCUGGAGAUGGUGGCCCGUCAGCUGGGCAUGUACAUGGUGACGGUCAUUGUGGGGCUGGUCAUCCAUGGUGCUAUAGUGCUGCCCCUCAUCUUCUUCGUCAUCACGCGCCAGAACCCCUUCCUUUUCUACGCUGGCAUCUUCCAGGCCUGGAUUACGGCUCUUGGCACAGCCUCCAGUGCCGGGACACUGCCUGUCACUUUCCGCUGCCUUGAGGAGAACUUGAAAAUCGACAAGCGGGUGACCCGCUUUGUGCUGCCCAUCGGGGCCACCAUAAACAUGGACGGCACCGCUCUCUACGAGGCUGUGGCAGCCAUCUUCAUUGCACAGAUGAACAGCAUACACUUAGAUGGCGGACAGAUCGCAACAGUCAGCCUAACAGCCACAUUGGCUAGUGUAGGGGCAGCCAGCAUACCCAGUGCGGGGCUGGUCACCAUGCUUUUAAUCCUGACAGCCGUGGGACUCCCGACCCAAGACAUCAGCCUCCUCAUUGCUGUGGACUGGCUACUGGACCGCAUGAGGACCUCCAUCAACGUGGUAGGCGACUCCUUUGGUGCCGGCAUCGUCCAUUUCCUCUCCCAGAAAGAGUUGGCGCUCAUUGACGGAAGGGGGGAGGAGCUUGAGACAGACCCCACUACCCUUAAGCUGCAGGCUCUGGCCAAUCACCAGGAGGGCUCCAUCGGGUCUGGCUACACCGUCUUGCCCAGCCAGGACGAGGAAGAGCUUCCAGAAAAAAUGGAUGCGGCGUCACAGUAUAGCGAGAAGGAUGAGGAGGGGCCUGAUGAAGAGGAGGAAGAGAAGAAAAAGGAAGAAGAAUAAGCACCUUUCCCCCACUCACGUGUCACACACACACACA
Messenger RNA from Lacerta agilis (Sand lizard), 1750 nucleotides. Its product is annotated as excitatory amino acid transporter 2-like. Gene Ontology annotation, cellular component: plasma membrane. The coding region runs from base 1 to 1713 and encodes 570 amino acids. Gene Ontology annotation, molecular function: L-glutamate transmembrane transporter activity; neutral L-amino acid transmembrane transporter activity; glutamate:sodium symporter activity. Lineage: Eukaryota; Metazoa; Chordata; Lepidosauria; Squamata; Lacertidae. The transcript has 10 exons. Gene Ontology annotation, biological process: L-glutamate transmembrane transport. The record is from RefSeq and is a predicted model, not a curated record.